AUGGCGGCAAAUAUGAUGUGGUCUACAGUAGAAACAAAUAUGGCCGUCUUUUCAGCUUGUCUUCCCAUGCUUCGACCCAUUUUCCGCCACUUACUCCCUGGACUCUCUACGACAGAAGAAUCAGUUAGAGCGCCCAUAAGUCUCUCAAACGUCGGACCACAUCCCAUAGUAGGGACUCAUUCUCAAUUAAAGAAACACGAGUUUCGAAGGUCAGGUCGCUCUGGUUUAUAUGACCCAGAGCUGGGUGCCUUUCAUGGAUUUUGGGACAUAUCAAGUAUCAGAAGCGUGGGCUCGAGGUCAGAAAGCGGCACCUAG
Molecule: messenger RNA, 315 nt
Organism: Fusarium graminearum PH-1
Lineage: Eukaryota; Fungi; Ascomycota; Sordariomycetes; Hypocreales; Nectriaceae
Exons: 2
Coding region: 1-315 (104 amino acids)
Source: RefSeq, a predicted model, not a curated record